AUGGAAAAAGCAACCGAGGUCUCUCUAGUGAUAGGUACAUCAGAAGAUCUAAGCACAGCCGAUGAUUCUGCUAAGGCUAUGAAUAGAGUAGUUGUAACAAAGGAAGAGAAAGUUAUGGAGAAAGAAGAUGAGGAUACAACAUUUGAUGGUGGAUUCGUAAAAGUUGAGAAAGAAGGGAUCGACACAAAGUAUGAUGAUGAUGAUGAGAAAGCAGAUAAGCAAGUUCUUGAAACAUCUGUAGCAGAUAUCACUAGUAAUGCAGCUAAAUCGAAAGAGAAGUGCGACGAACUUGAAGAGAAACUGAAGGUUUCAGAUGCUCUUCUGUCUCAAGCUUUGUCCAAAAACUCUGCUCUUGAACAGAAAUUGGAAACUCUGGAGGGUUUUUCUAAGGAAGUAGCUGAACUAAAAUCUGCUUUGAUAGUGGCUGAAGAGGAAAGAAAAAAUUCGACUAGAGAGAUGGAGGAAUAUCAAGAAACAUCGCAGUCAAAACUAGAGAAAGCAGAGGAAAAACUAAACGUUUCAGCUGAGAAAGAGAGAGAAUUAUCAAAAAAUCUGAAAUCAGCUGAAGAGAGACUUGAGAAGCAAGCAAGAGAAAUAGAUGAAGCUAGUGCAAGAAGCAUAGAGCUCGAGACGUUUCAUAAACACUCAGAGCUUAGAAUUCAAAAGGCAGUGGAGGAUUUCAGUAGCAGAGAUACAGAGGCCAAGUCACUGGCUGAGAAAUCGAAAGAUCUUGAGGAGAGAUUGAGAUUACAUGAAGAGAAGUUGGCUGAAGCAUCUGCUCACUCUUUUUCUUUGAAAGAGGAUCUUGAUCAGUCGUCUUUGGAGAAUGAGUUACUAGUAGACACAAACAACCAGCUCAAGAUCAAGAUUCAAGAACUUGAAGGAUUUCUGGAUUUUGAGAAGGACACCACAGCUAGACAGGCUGAAGAAGCCAAUGAGUUGAUUACAAUGUUGAAAUCACAUGACAACCUAAUCGAGGAGCACAAAAGGCAAGUUCUUGAAGCAUCUGGAGUUUCUGAUACUAGAAAAACAGAGCUGGAAGAGGCUCUAUCGAAACUCAUGACUUUCGAAGCUACAAUCAUAGAGCUUGAGAAAGAAAAUGGAUCUCUGGCCGAGGUGAAUCUGAAGCUGAAUCAGGAACUAGCCAAUCAUGGGUCAGAGACAAGCGAUUUUCAGGUAAAGUUGUCUGCUUUAGAAACUGAGAAAGACCAAGCAUCAAAAGAGCUUCAGGCUGCAAAGACAGCCAUAGAAGAUCUAACAAACAAACUUACUUCUGAAGGAGAAAGAUUACGAUCACAGAUCUCUUCCCUUGCAGAAGAGAAUAACCAAGUCAAUGAAAUAUACCAGAGCACAAAGAAUGAGCUUGUAAAGCUUCAAGAACAACUCCAAGUAGAGAAGUCUAAAUCCGAUGCUAGUGUAACCGAAAUCAAGAAACUCAGCGCCGUGGCUGCUGAAAAGUCUGUGUUGGAGUCAAACUUUGAAGAAGUUGAAAAACAGUUGAAAAAAGUUGAAGCUCAGUUGAAACAAGAGGUUGAAAAAGUUGCAGAAAUGACCUCAAAAUUACAGGAACAUGAACACAAGGCGAGUGACCGAGAUGUGCAGCACGAGCAAGCGCUUCUGCUUCAUAGAGAACUUCAAGCUUCUCACACAGUCAUUUCUGAAGAGAAAGAAGCGGUUUCUCAGAAACGUUCGGAGUUGGAGGCUACUCUAAAGAAAUCACAAGAAGAGCUUGAAACUAAGAAAAUUAUGAUCAGAGAGCUUGAACAGAAAGUGCAGCUUGCAGAUGCUAAAUCUAAGGUAACCGAGUCUAUAGGAGAAGAAGUUAAAUCUCGAGACAUUGACUUAUCUUUUGUAACUCCAAAGCAAAGUAAGAGCAUGAAUAAGUCAGAUGCUUCUCCAUCAGUUUCGUCUUCUACAAGAAACGUUACAAUUCAGAAAACUGAAACAUCGCAUCUCAUGACAUUGAAGAUCGUCCUUGGAGUGGCUCUUGUCUCUGUCAUCAUCGGUAUCAUUCUUGGUAAAAGGUAUUAA
Messenger RNA from Microthlaspi erraticum, 2031 nucleotides. Lineage: Eukaryota; Viridiplantae; Streptophyta; Magnoliopsida; Brassicales; Brassicaceae. The record is from the annotation of a GenBank genome assembly.